Molecule: messenger RNA, 567 nt
Organism: Gongylonema pulchrum
Lineage: Eukaryota; Metazoa; Nematoda; Chromadorea; Rhabditida; Gongylonematidae
Source: the annotation of a GenBank genome assembly
AUGCUGAUGCUGUUUCAUUUCAGAGCAGUCAAUUAUGGGGCUAUUGGGUCAGUAAUUGGACACGAAAUAACGCAUGGAUUUGAUGAUCAAGGAAGUCAAUUUGAUCACAAUGGGAAUCUACGUGAGUGGUGGGACGAGAAUACGGCAAAAAAUUUCCAUGAAAAGAAAAAGUGCUUUGUGAAAGAAUAUGAGCAAUAUUUGGUGCCGGGAACGGAUCUGCAUAUUAACGGGCUGCUUACACAAGGAGAAAACAUAGCUGAUAAUGGAGGUGUCAAAGAAGCUUUUCGAGCAUAUCGGAAUUACAUCAAGAAGCUUGGCCAUGAAGAAAAACGAUUGCCGAGUCUGGAACAUUUCGAUAUGAACCAGAUUUUCUUCUUAAGUUAUGCGCAGACUUGGUGUGGACAUUCGCGAUCAGCUGCGCUAAUCCGGCAAGUGCUAACAGAUCCUCACGCACCGCUACAAACACGGGUGAAUGGGGUGCUUAUUAAUCAACCGGACUUUGCAAGGGCAUUCAGAUGCGCACCAGGAACACCAAUGAAUCCGAUGCAUAAAUGCUCACUGUGGUAG